Nomia melanderi (Alkali bee) is the source of this 6272-nucleotide messenger RNA. It is a transcript of the gene Lpin, whose product is annotated as phosphatidate phosphatase LPIN. The record is from RefSeq and is a predicted model, not a curated record. Gene Ontology annotation, molecular function: phosphatidate phosphatase activity; transcription coactivator activity. Lineage: Eukaryota; Metazoa; Arthropoda; Insecta; Hymenoptera; Halictidae. Gene Ontology annotation, biological process: cellular response to insulin stimulus; fatty acid catabolic process; positive regulation of transcription by RNA polymerase II. Gene Ontology annotation, cellular component: nucleus.
UCCGUCUUCCCCCCUGCGCGUUUAUGCUCGCCGAUAAUAAACAAUGCCAUCGAAACUCGGGGCUCUCCGCUCGGAGGCUCAGUUGGACUCGAUAGUUCGCGCGGAGUAGACGGACGCGACCGACCGAGUUUUCUUCGCGACUCCGUGCGCGCGAAAUAUUCUGAAAGUUGGGUGCUAGCCUGCGCGACGCGUUCGCACCUCGAACGCUCGAACGCUCGAACGCUCGAACGCUGUACGCUCGAGGCGGACUUUGCACGCGCCUGCGACCGUUUCUUCGCGGAACUCUUCUCUUCGGUUUGGUCUUGGGCUUUCGAAGAGCGCGGUAAACGAGGCUUCUGGUCACGUGACGGGACGCGUCUUAUCGAGCGACGCGCGACGCGGCCGGGAUUGGCCGAGCCGGGACACGUGACCCCUCCUAACGUCAACUCGGAUCACCGUCUGCUGGUUCUCGCUCGGAUUUCUCAGCGAACCUUCCAGGAACAAAGGAUACGCUUUCGUUUCGGUCCGGAUCACGAAUUUCUUCCCUCCGAAGGUGUUCCGGUUUCUCGUACGAGCGUCGAUUCGCGCGCGUACGCUGCGAAAUACGGUGCAGCGAGAAGAUACGCCGCGAGAAAUCAAUCGUCGCUGUUUUCUCGAGAUAUUUCGCCGGCAAUCCGUUGACAGUUCGCGACCGUUUCGAGUCGAUGACGCGCAUCUUUAUCGUGGAACCUUUCAAUUUCGGGAACAAAGUUCGUCGUAGUCGCGCCAGUCUCAUUGUUCUCGACGAUCGGUCGUCCCGUUGCGCGACCGCGAGUGAACGUCGUCGUCGAAAUUCGACGUCCCGACGUGGUUAAGUGGAUCCUCGAGCCCGACGCACGGUGAGUCGUGCGUCUCGCGUACGAAUCUUGCCGUAUCUUUCGCAAGGGCACGUCCGUUCGGUUCCGCGGCAAGUUUGAACCUGUUCGAACGCGCUUUCGACGCCGAGACGUCGAGACGCACUGAGAUUUUCCGUCAGGAUCACCUUACCCGAACGAGUUCCGUCAGGAGUUGAUACAAACAUGUACAGCAUGAAUUACAUCGGCAAGUUUAUCAGUAAUUUUCGAGAUUUUUACAAUGAGAUCAACGCGGCGACGCUUACCGGCGCCAUCGAUGUCGUCGUCGUUGAACAGCCGGACGGAUCGUUCACCUGCUCGCCUUUUCACGUACGUUUCGGAAAGCUCGGCGUGCUGCGUUCCAGGGAAAAAGUGGUGGACAUCGAGAUAAACGGUGAUCCGAGACAGAUUCACAUGAAACUGGGAGACUCCGGGGAAGCUUUCUUCGUGGAAGAAGUCGGAUCGGAUGGCUCUCCGACCGACACGGAAAUCCCACCUCAUCUGGCAUGCUCCCCUAUUCCAGACGACGCGUGUUUCCCACCAUCCAGAUUCAAUGUUCUCUCCGAUUUCCCUCGAGACCAAAGGGACAAGAUCCUCGUCGAAUCGGUUAUGUCCAUAGAGAAAGAAAAGUGGGAGCAGAUGUCAGCCUUGCCUCCGGAUCAGAGAGAAAGGUUUCUGAUCGAACAGUUCUCUGAUCUUCCUGCGGAACGCAGAGAGAAAUGGCUUCAAAUCGCUUCUUUGACUACAGAGGAGAGGGACAAAAUGUUCAAAGAAAACUUUGCCAACAUGUCCACAUUGCAGAAACAGAAUAUGAUUCGCGAACAAUACUCGGCUUUGAAAAACGAAGACAAGGAAAGAUUGUUCAAAGAAAACUUUCCUGAAUUGUCUGCCGAACAGAGACACAAGUUCGAGAUAGCUGUGCUGGACGACUGGAAAGAGAAAGAGGAGGAGAAGCCGGAUCUUCUGAAGAACGAGGAAGAAAUCUUCGAUAUGGAGGGCAUAAACGAGGAUGAGACUCAUCCGACCACCGCGUCGACACCUAAAUCGUUCGUAGCUGUAACUUCGUCCGACAGAAUUCGUAAAAUCAGCGUGGUCAAGAACGACUUUAGACCGAUCACGGACGACGUGCAAAGCAGUUCGAAGGAAAAGUCCAGCGACGAGUCGAACCUCUCGUUGAGCAAGAAAAACUCCAAAGACGAGAAUAUCGAGGAAACUAAGAACAACAAUUCGACCAAGAGGAAGCGAAAAAGGAAGAGUAUCAUGCGAAAGAAGGGAUCCCACAGGAAGACUAGCAACGGCAGUAGCAGUCAAACCGAAAUGAGCGAAAACGACGUGUCCGUUCCCGAUGAAUCGCUCGGUGAAUCUAUGUUGAAGGGACCGAGUCCGGUUGCGGAGUUGGAAAAGAAGAACGCGUCCGCCGAGCCUGCUCCUUCGAUGCAGGAACCAUCGGAAACGCGACCCGAAACGGAUUUCCAUUUUUUCAGUGACACCGAAGUUACCAAGAAUCAAGAUUCUAGACCCUGCUCGCCGGUUCAGUCGGACACGGAGUUCGAAAUGCGAAAAAUCACGCAAGACAGCACGGAAGCAGAAGACAAAAGUCUUCAGCAGAGCUGGAGAUGGGGUGAAUUGCCGAGUUUACCACCGGAAACGACACACUCGUCUCACAGAAAUUCAUUGAAUUCAUCGAUCGCCGCCAAUCAGCAGAACAAUACCGAGGCGCAUCGAUCCAUGCUCAGCGGAAUGUUCUCGUUCAUGAAGAAGACGUCUCGCGUAAGACACAAUCCAGAAUCCGAGGGGAUCUAUCUGAGCGACAUUAACGCCGACGAACUGGAUCCGGAAGUUGCAGCACUCUACUUCCCUUCUUCUCACAGAGGUCCGACAACCGUCAAAGACGGGAAAGUUGUGGACGAAGAAGAUACCGAGUCAGGCAAUGGACCGAGUUUACCUCAAAGUCCAAACAGCGUCAUGGGAGCUAUCGGAGGGCCAAAGUCGUUGGAUAGCGACUUCGAGGAACCAAAACAUACUAUAUUUGACAACAACAUGGAUAUUAGUUUGUCUCUGUGCGGUGGUUUGGAUUCCGAGAACGGUCCAUCCAAAGAAGCUUUCCAUCAGAAUUUGCUUCAAUUCGAGGAUAUCUGUUCGGAUCCGAAAUUAUACGAAAAUCCGAAUCUAGUUGUAAAGAUUAAUGGAAAGUUUUAUAAUUGGACCACCGCUUGUCCGAUCGUGAUCACUUACGCUGCUUUCCAAAGACACUUACCCCAAGCUACGAUAGAAAAUCUGUACGCUCAAUGUAUGCCCUUGCCUAUGCACGAAGAAAAGAAGCAGGAGAGCAACGGCAAGCCGGAAAGUCGCAGCGGUUACAGUUCGUGGUUCUCGUGGAGACGGUCCGCGCAACCUUCCAAGAAAUCUCAGGAACUUAGUCAAGUUGACGGAGGAAUGACCAAUCCGCAAUCCUCGGACCACUUGGUCGAGUCCAAGGAGAGUACUCCGAUCGACGAGACGUCCGGCGUAGAUGCGAAGACCGAUCAACGCAUGGAUCCCACGCCGGCGGUCGAGAUAGGAGAGGAAUGCGCGAAACCGAUGGACAAUUUCGUCGAGACGGAGAAAAAUCGGGAAAGGGAGGUCGAAGGUUACAGCGGCAGCGAGGAUUCCGAUAGCAAUCAAAACAAAUCGCAAGGAGUCAAGAUACCGAAGGAGCGAAGACCGUACUACGAAUCCACCGAGAAAUACCGUAAAACCUUGAGAUUGUCAUCCGCACAAAUAGCGAGUCUGAAUUUAAAAGAAGGACCCAACGAAGUUGUCUUUAGCGUUACCACAGCUUAUCAAGGUACAACUCGUUGCAAAUGUCACAUUUAUAAGUGGAGGUGGGACGAUAAGAUCGUCAUCUCCGAUAUCGACGGAACCAUUACGAAAUCGGACGUGUUGGGUCAUAUUUUGCCAAUCGUCGGCAAAGAUUGGGCCCAAUCCGGAGUGGCUCAGUUGUUCACGAAGAUUAAAAACAACGGCUAUAAGUUGCUCUACCUCUCGGCGAGAGCGAUCGGGCAAGCCAGGGUUACCAGAGAAUACCUGAAGAGCAUCAAGCAAGGUGACCUGUCGUUGCCCGAGGGUCCGUUACUUCUCAAUCCCACGAGCUUAAUUUCGGCGUUCCAUCGCGAAGUGAUAGAGAAGAAACCCGAGGAAUUCAAGAUAUCCUGUCUGAGCGACAUUCAAGCGUUAUUCCCAGAGGGCUCGAAGCCGUUCUAUGCCGGUUACGGAAACCGAAUCAAUGAUGUUUGGGCGUACAGAGCCGUAGGAAUUCCUACGAUGCGAAUAUUCACUAUAAAUCACAGAGGUGAACUGAAGCACGAAUUGACACAGACAUUCCAGUCCUCAUAUUCGAACAUGAGCUACAUAGUCGAUCAUCUAUUCCCGGCAUGGAGAGUAGAUGCUGCCGACGAGUUCAGUAAUUUCGUGUACUGGCGGGACCCGAUACCGGAACUGCCGUCAUUGGAGGAACGUUAUGCUCAAAUUCGAACUGUCUACUAAGGAUAUAUAGGACGUGUAGGUGUUUUACACUCGCGCAAAACGAUAAUUUGUUCGUAAUAAGGAAACGAUCGUCGGUAUUUAGCUACGUUUUAUACUCGUCCGUAUAACAUGUAUCGUCGGCUAUAGCGUCGUUGUCUGGUGAGACAUUCGACAUUUUUCUUGAUGUGUUUGCAAUGCGAUUGUAGGCUUGGCAUUCGACGUGUGUGUUCGGUACGCGAUCGUGACAAUUCUUGCUAUCGAUUCAACCGAUUUACGAGUAACGAGUAACAUUUCGUCUCGAGUAUGUGUAAUCGUCUGAAAUCGAUUCGAUUUAAUUACAUUCCAAUUCUGUUAGAAUAGGAGAAGAAUACUCGUCGAUCGUAACUCGAUUUCAAAGUACGGAUUUUCGUGUGGAACGCGUUUGAAAAUGAUCGAAUCGAAUCGCUUGUAUGCCACCGAAAUAUUGAGAAUGGCGUUAAAGCUUGCGCGUAAACUGGUUCGUUAAUGCGAUUUGAAAAAGGAUUACUAUACACGCGCUUUUAUCGUUCCUUCUUCUCUAGAAGCUCCGUUCCGUUUCAAUCGAAAUCGCGGCUGAUGGAAGCUAGUAAGAAUCUUUUAAUCAUAAUUAGUCUACGACACGAGAGUCUGGUGUAUUGUAAUAUAGUUUAUACAUCUAUUUUAGUUGACCUUUAUCGACCACUUUGUUUAAGAAAUGUUUAUUUAUUUUUAUACGAGAUCUCUGUUGAUUUAGAGUGCUGUGAGAUUGCCAUAUUCUAGACUAUACCUCGUUUUCGUAUUGUGAUAUUUCACUGAAAAUAGUGCUUGUCGAACGAACAGUCGGGGCAAACGCGGGAACCGUGUAAAACGAUAUUAAACGAGUUGGCCUUUUCUGCGAAAGAAUCACUAGAACUCGACAUAAUGGACAAAGGGCGUGAGUGAGAGUGAGAGAGAGAGAGAGAGAGCAACGCCAUUUACACACUUUACUUUAAUCCUUUAGCUCGUAUCGUUGAAGCAAACAAAAGUACAAUUCUGUUUAACCAAAGAAGAGGCAUCGAGUUGCUGAUGGAAGUAUUCUCAGUUUACUCAAAGGGAAAAGCUGUUGUAACGUAAAGGGACACAGUAGUGAUCGGGUUAUCGAACGAGACACGAUACGCAUCGCGUUUUAUCGUUUCUUUCGAGACGGCUGAUACUGUCGCGAGAAUGGUAUUUCUCUUGAUUAUUCGUGUACGUUAGUUAUCGCUGUAAACAGUGUAUAUAUAUAUAAUUGAACGGUCGUUGUACAUUAUUUUACGAAUAUCGAAUAUUUCAUUUUUAGUAUUAUUUUAUCUAUCCUGUUAAUCGUGUUAUGCAUAGUACAAAUAUAUUUAACUUUAUUUAUAGUUUCGUUUACAUACCGAUUUUUUAUUGGAUAUUUUGUAUGCUCUUCCGCAGGCGACAGUUUGAAAUUGUCUACGAAAUCGUUCCUGUGACACCUUUCUUAUGUCGUACCGUCGAGUAUUAAUAUUCUUGAAGAACAAACGAGUAGCCAAAACAUAGAAUUUCGAAUGCUUCUUUCGCAAUCGACGCGCAGAUGUUACUUAUCUAAAUGCAAGUAUUCGUAAGACGUAUUUAGCUUGACGCUAGAACAGAUUUCGACGUAACGAGAAGAAAUUGUACUCCACGUGAUCUCCAGUCGUUUAAUUCACCGAUUCGAUUCGUUGUUUCGUUUUCGCGUUGAAUAGCGGAUAGCGUGCGUACCUACAGCUAUCGGUGACCGCCGCGUGCAAGCGAUAGCCACUCUGUUUAGCUAGUAAUUUCUAUACUUCUCUAGAACUGGUUUAACAUUAUCUGUUGCGAUAUUCACGAUUAAACCUUUUAUCUGUAGUAAUCGUAUACCUUGUACCCAUCGAUACAAUAAAUGACAAAUUAAUCGACCAA